AAUAUCUCUGCGCGGGGCGGAACUGAGUUACAGCGAAUCCGAAAACAAGCAGAGAUCCACUGCAUGACCACACAGCAUUCUUCUCUACAGCAGUCUUCUCUAUACAACAUCCUCCUCUAUACACUUCAUUUAAGAGCACAGGAUAAGCAAAUAUGACAGAUGAAGGUGAGAUGGAGAGUAUUGUCCCUAGUGCCCUCAACACAGGGAGUGAAACAGGAACACUAGUAGAGGUCAAGUUUCAGAAAAACCCCUAUCAAACCCAGAAGUACCUGGAGGCAGAACCAAAAGCUUUAGGGGUAACACAGAUUAUGCUGAGUCUCUUUUUCCUGAGUACCAUAGGUUUGAAUUGGAGGGAUUAUAGUUCUCACAUCCCAGUCAUCAUCAGUGUUAUCCUUUCUUCAGUUAGCAUAAUAGCUGGUAGUGUGGCAAUAGCAGCACAGAAUCUUCACCUUCCUACACUGAAGGCCUGCUUGGGGCUGCAGGUGGUGGCAUGUGUGUUCUCAGUGAUCUCCUUCAUCAUUAGCUCAGGCUUAAUGGUAGAACAUUCCUUGUUUCACUACUGUUGGAACAGCUACCACGGUGGCACAUCAGAAAAAAACAUGUGUGACAGAAUGUGGUCCAUCUAUGAGCAUAUCGUAGGAAUAGAGAUGCUCGUGCAGGUGACUCAGAUUGCUCUCUCUGCCACCUUGGCUGCCUUCUGCUGCAAAGUAAUUCAGUGCUGCUCACCGAGGGACAAUGUGCCUGUUAUUGUGGUGAACGCACCCCCAGGUCCACAGUGACGGCAGUCACAACCCAUUUAACUGCAGUUUUGUUUUACACACAUGCAUUAUAAAUGUACUUACAGUACUUACAUAUUUUUUUAAAAAUGUAUACAGCCUACAGUAUACAACAUGACUUACAGGUCAUGUGCUAAACUGUUCAAAUAACCUUAAAAAUAAUGAAUUUUCCAUUAGUAUUGUAAUUUCUUUAGAAAAGGUCCAGAUUAUAUUUUGUCAUUUCAAAACCACUUAUCUUUAGAAAUAUACAAAGUUGUUUCUGUUUCUGAACUGUACAGUGUGUGUUUCAAAUGAAGUUUGCUGUCUUGAUCAAAUCUAUUUUCACAAUAAUGAUUCUCUAUGUAAGGCUGUAAGAUGGACAAAAAGGAUUUUAGGGAUUUAAGGUAUGAUAAAUAAACAUUAGAUUGAGUGGAGAGGUGUUGGGAUAUAAUGUAGCAAAACUGACAGCACUUCAUUUUUUAAAUAUUAACCCUGAUGGUGAACUCUUUUUUCCUUAUGUGCAAAUGUACAUAAAGUAUAAUAUAGCUUGAAGACAUUGUGCAUGUAUCUUGUGUUUGUAAAGCUGUCUGAUUAUUUUUUUCCCAGCAGAUGGCGAUGUAUCUCUGUUUAGUGUAUGUUUUUGUUUUGUUUUUUUCCAAUAAUGAACAUCUCAGAAAGAAUAAAGGGAAUAUAAUAUGAA
Pangasianodon hypophthalmus (striped catfish) is the source of this 1455-nucleotide messenger RNA. RefSeq lists its product as uncharacterized. Bases 153 to 779 code for a protein of 208 amino acids. Lineage: Eukaryota; Metazoa; Chordata; Actinopteri; Siluriformes; Pangasiidae. The record is from RefSeq and is a predicted model, not a curated record. The transcript has 7 exons.